AAAUGGCGGAGGUUGAUAAAUAAACCAACAGAACAGGUAGGAGUAACACCUCUCUCUCAAUAAUAAAUGUCUCCAUCUACCAACUGCUACAUGAGUUAGCGCCAACAACACAACACAACACAUCGUGUCUCUUUCUACUUGUCUCUCACACGCUUGCCUCGUGCGAGAUAACUAGUUGUGUGUAAAUGCGGUAGUUAUGGUAAGCUCAGAUCAUUGUUAAUGGUGGGGUCUACUCUCUCUUUCUCUCUCUACAGACAGCUAUUAACAAUGAGAGUGAGAGAGAGAAAAACCUUGUUGUAAUAGUCCCCACUUACUUUUGAAUCUUCUUUCACUCCAACCUUUUUGAUCUCUCAUAUUAUGCUUCUUUUUCAUCUUCAAAUGCUUACACUCACCUUUUGACUCUUGUGGAUAUGAAGAACUUUAAUAUGUUGCUCUUGUUCAUUCUUCUUCUUUGUUCGCGUGAAUCCCACGGCAGUAGAGUUGAUCAUGCUCAAGGUCACAUUCAAUUGGAUAACCGUGUGGGCUCCAUGUUGCCCCAAAUCGCACCAGUUGGCGCUCCGCAGGGACUGCAACCCUUUCUUCCUCUUAUUGCGCCUUCACCAUUGACUCCAUUCACCAAUAUUACCACCCCAAAGUUAUCAGGACUCUGCACUUUGAACUUCACCACUGCCAAAAGUUUGCUAAGCGUGACGGCAAUUGAUUGCUGGGGAUUUUUCGCGCCUGUUCUGGCUAAUGUAAUAUGCUGUCCGCAAUUGGAAGCCACUCUCACUGUUCUCGUCGGUCAAUCCAGUAAAUAUACCAAUGUACUUGCCUUAAAUGGGACCACUGCUAAACAUUGCCUUUCCGAUGUGGAGCAGAUUUUAAUGGGACAGGGUGCAAAUGGUGAUCUGAAGCAAAUAUGUUCGGUUAAUUCUUUGAAUCUCACGGAGGCAUCUUGCCCGGUAAAACAUGUGAAUGAUUUUUAUGACAUGGUGAAUACUACUAAGCUGCUUAGUGCUUGUGAGAACAUUGAUCCCGUGAAAGAAUGCUGCUACCAAAAUUGCCACAAUGCUAUAUUAGAAGCAGCUACAAAAAUUGCAUCAAAAGGUUCAAAUGUUUUGGACUCAGACGCAUCACAUGUUCUACCUGAACAUUCGAUUCGGGUCAAUGAUUGUAGAAAUAUAGUACUCCGGUGGAUAGCUAGUAAGCUUGAUCCGUCUCACGGAAAGAAAGUUCUUAGAGGACUGUCUAAUUGCAAUAUCAACAAAGUUUGUCCACUUGUUUUGCCUGACGCAAAGCAUGUUGCCCAGGGGUGCGGUAAUGGGAUAAGUAACAAAACAGCCUGCUGUGGUGCCAUGGAAAGCUACGUGUCUCACUUGCAGAAGCAGAGUUUCAUCACUAACUUGCAAGCUUUGGGUUGUGCAGAAUCUUUGGCAAUGAAAUUAAAAAAGUUGAAAAUCGUCGAUGAUGUUUAUAGUCUUUGUCACAUAAGCCUUAAGGAUUUUUCACUUCAAGUUGCAAAUCAAGAAUAUGGCUGUCUAUUACCUAGCUUGCCUUCAGAUGCUGUUUUCGACCAAACUUCUGGAGUUAGCUUCAUUUGUGAUCUAAAUGACAAUAUUCCAGCUCCCUGGCCUUCUGCAUCUCAAGGAUCUUCUUCAACGUCGUGCAAUAAAACAACUGUCAUCAUACCUGCUCUUCCGGCUGCUGCUGCAUCUGGCCAAAAUUGUCUCUACAGUCGCGACGUGCUGAUAUUCCUUCUUGUCAAUUUAUUCUUUCUCGUGAUGGCACUCGUGUAACUUACGAGAGCUUUCUUGUUAGUUAGACGCAGCUUUACUAGUCCUUCAACGAUAAGGGCUUUCGAAUAGAUGUUAAUGUCAAAGGCUAAUUCUCAUUAAAAUGUAGCUGGUUUUAUGGCCGAGAGGUCCGAGUUGGAGGUGAAGCCCGAUAUGUUUCUGAUCCUUAUUGAUUAAUGAUUAUUAUGUGCUUUGUGCAAUAAUUUUUUUGUAUAUAUGAAAUUUAGAAAGCAUAGGUUAUACAAUAACCUACAUGUCAGAGAUUGAAAUGUAUACCUGAAUUAAUGUUGAAGUUGGUUUUGUAAUUAGUACUUAGUAAUUAGUACCUGAA
This is a messenger RNA of Vicia villosa (hairy vetch), 2103 nucleotides long. RefSeq lists its product as uncharacterized. The record is from RefSeq and is a predicted model, not a curated record. Bases 411 to 1775 code for a protein of 454 amino acids. The transcript has 8 exons. NCBI's taxonomy places the organism in Eukaryota, Viridiplantae, Streptophyta, Magnoliopsida, Fabales, Fabaceae. Gene Ontology annotation, cellular component: plasma membrane.